Molecule: messenger RNA, 627 nt
Organism: Carassius auratus (goldfish)
Lineage: Eukaryota; Metazoa; Chordata; Actinopteri; Cypriniformes; Cyprinidae
Product: serine palmitoyltransferase small subunit B-like
Exons: 2
Coding region: 250-498 (82 amino acids)
Biological process (GO): ceramide biosynthetic process; endoplasmic reticulum organization
Cellular component (GO): serine palmitoyltransferase complex
Molecular function (GO): serine C-palmitoyltransferase activity
Source: RefSeq, a predicted model, not a curated record
GAGAGUUACGCUGCACUGCGUGCUCUGUCGCAAGUUAGAAAAAGACAGGGAGCUUUAAAAUACGUUUGAUCUUUUCUUUUGCCAUUCUAUUCCUACACACACACACAAAGGUGAGAGUAAAUUCGAGAAGUGGGUGUGGAAUGUGAGUUUAACUGGUAGAGCAGCUUACUACACUUUCACAUCACAUCCACUCUUCACUGCAGCGUGACGUGCAGAGCAGCUCGUAGCGCGGCUGUGUCGCUCCUCUGUAUGGAUAUGAAGAGCAUGAGAGAGUAUGUGUGCUGGCUGUACUAUCAGUACCUGCUCAUCACAGGCAUCUAUGUGCUGGAGCCGUGGGAGAAGUCCAUCUUCAACACUGUCCUCUGUACUAUGGUGGCCAUGGUCAUUUACACCUCCUAUGUGUUUGUUCCUAUCCACGUGCGGCUGGCGCUGGAGUUCUUCUCUGAGCUGGUCCGAGGGCAGCCCGAGAGCACAGUGGCCCUCAUGAACUCACCAUGAACUACUGCUCUGAGACUAUUGGCUUGAAUACUCUUGUUUAUUUUCCCACUCAGGAACAAACAAGCCUGAUGAAAUGAGGUGUUGUCAAAGCCAUGUUCGAGCCCGUCAAGUCUUCCACAUUUACCUGGA